UAAGGAUACAUUUCUUUUAGACUACCUUUGGCGAUAGGCAAGCAAGUACCGGUAGUAGUACAAUCAAGACGAUCUGUUCGUAGUAGGCUACUAGCUAGUAGCGUCGUGGAGCAUCAAAAGAAACAAACAAACCAACAAUGAUGGAAAUAGAUCCAGUAGAUGACGGGCCCAUCCAAAAGGAUGUGCCCACCCCAACGGGGCCAUCCGCUUCACCGUUUAACUCGCCUGCUCCUCAACAACCAGUGGCACCAAUAUCCAAGGAAGAUGAGGCGCGACAAGUCAUUGAAAUGUUGCGCGCUGAGGAUGUCUCGGAAAGGGUAUCUGCGGCGAGGAGAUUGGAAGCUGCUGCUGCUGUACUUGGUGAACAGCGAACUCGAUCGGAGCUUCUGCCCUUUUUGACAGACGCUGCUGACGAUGAAGAUGAAGUGCUCCUGGCAGUGGCAUCAUCACUCGGUUUGCUCAUCCCACAUGUGGGAGGAUCUUUGCACGCUCAUUGUCUGCUGCUACCACUCGAAAUUCUGCUGACAGUAGAGGAGGCUGCGGUAAGAGAGGCAGCCUGCAAGAGUACUGAAAUUGUCGCUCAAAGCCUCCCACAGGCUACUUUUCAGGGAGAGUAUGCAGAAAUGGUCAGCCGGUUGUCUUCCAAGGAAUGGUUCACGGCACGCUGCUCUGCGGCAGUACUGCUCUCCACGGCUUAUCCCAGCUUUAAUACGCAACAACAAAAUCAACUACUGACAAACUUCUCCAAACUCUGCCGCGAUGAUACACCAAUGGUACGCAGAGUGGCCGCGCAAAAUUUAGGGAAAAUGGUGAAAAACGUGGUGACUGUGAUGGGAAGAACAUCUUUGACUCCAACUGGAAAAGUCACCACAUUGCUUCUUCCAUUGUACGAAGAACUUGCUUCAAAUGAUCAGCCGGACUCUGUGAGGUUGCACACCACCGACAAUUGUGUCAUUUUUGGUCAAAUCAUGAGCGACAUUGUGAAAGACGCCCCACUAGAACAUGACGAAUUGGCUUUGAUAAGCCGGGUUAUGCCUCUCAUCAUGGCAACCAUUGAUGAUCGGUCAUGGAGAGUGAGGUGGACGGCCGCUGCAAAGUUCAACGACGUGAUAUCUGCAUACGACAUGCUACCAGGCACAAUGGAGUCUCUGGUUCCAGCUUUUGAAAAACUAUUGCAAGACCCCGAGGCAGAGGUAAGAACUGCUGCAACCUUUAAUUUGGCUCAUGUCGCCAAUUGCAAAGCAAGAGUGCUGGUGUCAAACAAUGGACGUCCUCCGGAUGGAGGUAUGGACUCGAGUGGUCAUCGCACAUCCGUCGCAGAACGUUUGGUCAAGCGGGUCACGAGCUUGACGGAAGAUGACAGUGAUCAUGUUAGGGCUGCCCUUGCCAUGGUGGCUACAGAACUCGCUCCAAUUCUGGGGAAGGAAUCCACAAUCACCCAUCUGGUACCUCCAGUGCUCUUGUUGCUUCGAGACGCUGCUUCCGAAGUUCGGUUGAAUCUUAUUUCUUCACUUUCGGCAUUGAACGAAGUCAUUGGUGUAGACCUUCUGUCCCAGUCGCUCCUUCCAGCUAUUUUGGAUUUGGCACAAGAUGGAAAAUGGAGAAUACGCCUAGCGAUAAUCCGGCAGAUUCCUCUCCUUGCCAAACAGCUAGGCAAGGAUUUCUUCACUGAGAAGCUGAUUUCCCUCUGUGUUGGGUGGCUUGGUGAUGACAUUGCAAGCAUUCGCCUUGCUGCGGCGACAAACGUCAAGGAACUUGCUGCUUUGUUUGGAACUGGUUGGGCCAUGGAAAACUUGAUUCCUGCUGUACUUGAAAUUCGUGAGAACAAGUCCUACCUAAGAAGGCUAACGGCCCUCCAAGCAUGUUCCAUGAUCUCGUUGGUUGUGGACGAUGACACGACUCGAAGUGAACUCCUACCUAUUAUCCUUGAGAUGGCCGCCGAUGGUGUCCCAAACAUCCGCUUCAAUGUGGCGAAAGAACUUCAACUCUUGGCUCCCAAAUGUGGUUUGUCGGUUUUUGAAUCACAGAUUGCCCCUGUUUUGAGUCUGCUGUCGGAAGACGCCGACCGUGACGUUAGAUUCUUUGCAGACAAGACGUCACAAGCACUGAAGAAGGAGUUUGCCAUGUCUGAAUGAAUGUAUGCCAUUGUAAUGAAAACUACUAGGCUGAUCAUGUUUCGCAGCGCUUCUAGCUAGCCUAUUGCUGCAAGUAUUACCGUACGGGUUUUGCCUGCUUCGAAAUUAGAUUCCGACAUGGCCCUCGUACGUAACAGGCUCCAUCCCGUACAGGUAGAAGCUUCGUCCCUCGGCGAUCAGCA
Seminavis robusta is the source of this 2317-nucleotide messenger RNA. The record is from the annotation of a GenBank genome assembly. Lineage: Eukaryota; Bacillariophyta; Bacillariophyceae; Naviculales; Naviculaceae.